AUGGGUCCAAUUUCCAUAGAUGAACUUCAUCUAUUUCACAGAAGUCACCGUGAGGUCUUCUGUUUUAUGAUCUUCAGACUGCGACGUGACUUGACACAAUCCCUUCUGGUCAUGGCAUUGUGGAUUUGGCUUGAACACAAUGGAUACCCCAAUAUCAGUCACAAAGUUAUGGCUUUAUCUCAUGGUUCUGCUAUCAAUGAUCUUGUCGAUGAAACUAUAAUCUUAAGAAGCAAGAACACCAACAGAGGUCGCACAUCACGAGGUAACAUAUCAGACACUCCUGUCACCAUCCCAGGUUUUCCACACCCUUUGUUUGGUUCCUUCAACAUUAAUACACCAGACAGUUCUACGAACAUGGAUUUGUUUGAUCUGAGAAUUUGGAUGAAGGGACCUUGUGAUGAUGUCACCACGGAUGAUAAAUCCAUGUUUCUAACAUUUUCUAGAGGCUUCCCUGUGUCAGAAGCUGAGGUGAUAAAACUGUUUAAACGUUCAUUUGGAGAUUGUGUGGAGAACUUAUCUAUGGGAAAUACUAGUGCGCAAGAUCAAUCUUUGUUUGCAAUAAUGGUUUUGAAGAGCGUGAAAACAGUUGAUCAAAUUUUGAAAGGGAAACAUGUUGCGAAGCUUCAUAUAAACAGAAAACAUAUUUGGGUUCGCAAGUACGAGCGUCGUGAUUAG
Molecule: messenger RNA, 675 nt
Organism: Vigna radiata var. radiata (mung bean)
Lineage: Eukaryota; Viridiplantae; Streptophyta; Magnoliopsida; Fabales; Fabaceae
Exons: 2
Coding region: 1-675 (224 amino acids)
Source: RefSeq, a predicted model, not a curated record